This is a messenger RNA of Podarcis muralis (Common wall lizard), 5581 nucleotides long. It is a transcript of the gene ADAMTS19, whose product is annotated as ADAM metallopeptidase with thrombospondin type 1 motif 19. The record is from RefSeq and is a predicted model, not a curated record. Gene Ontology annotation, molecular function: metalloendopeptidase activity. NCBI's taxonomy places the organism in Eukaryota, Metazoa, Chordata, Lepidosauria, Squamata, Lacertidae. Gene Ontology annotation, biological process: proteolysis; extracellular matrix organization. Gene Ontology annotation, cellular component: extracellular matrix.
CGGGCCGGGGGUGGGCGGGCGCGCGCGGGACCGGGCGCGCGCGUGUGCAUGUCCGGUGACACCACUUCUCCGCUGCUGCUGCUGCUGCCGCUGCCGCUCAGGCGCCUUUUCUGCUUUGCCGCCUUUCUGCAAAGCAGGUCACCCCCAGCGCCUCCUCCUGGGAACCGGAGCGCGCUGCUGCCGCUGCUGAUCCUCCGCUUUAGCUGCUGCUGCUGCUAAGCCCGCUCUCUCUCUCUCAUUUCCCCUCCGGCAAACCGGAGGGAGAGGCGGCUUGGCAAGCUCCACGUCGGGGCGCGAAGAAGCCCUCGGAGGCGACCGGCGCCCAAGCGCUCCCCAAAAACGAAACACCAAACCAAAAGGAAAACACCCGCCACCGGGAGACGAGGGAGGUGAUCCGGCCACUUCUCCUCCGUGGAUGGAGGAGAGACGAGGGAUGCGACUGAGCCGUCUUUGUUGCCUCUUUUAUCAGCUGUGCUUCCUGUCAAAUGGGAUCGCUGCAGGUCUGCAACCUUUGGGAGACUCUGAGGAGUGGGAGAUUGUCUAUCCAGCACUAUGGAGCAGAGGCCAGCAGGAACCCAAUGGAGGCAGCGGCGCAGGAGGCAGCUGCAGCACUGAUGGAAACUGUGGGAACAGUAGCAGCAAUCUUAGCGCUACCUCUGCAUCCACUCAGGUGGUGGGCAGCUCUCGCGAAGUCCGCUCAGUUUCUUCCUCAUCUGACAGGCAGCUGCAGCCGGUUGGGGAGACCUCUGAGGACGAGGUCUCCGAGGACGAAUAUGAGUCUCAGGAGUUCUAUCACUGGUCUCCUCUUCCUCAGGGAUCGAACACUACUUCUCAGCUGCCCCUCCCUCCCUCGCCUUCUCCAGAGGACGGGGACGAGGUGCUGCUGAGAAUACCAGCUUUUGCUCAGGAGCUCUACCUGCUGCUGAAGAGGGACAGCCGCUUCCUGGCCCCAGGCUUUGCAGUGGAAGAACGACUGAUGAGCGAGAGGAGGAGUCUCCCGAACUCUGCCCAGACCCAGACAGAGAGAUCGUGUUACUACAGCGGGUCUGUGCUCCAUUACCCAGGCUCCUUUGCUUCCUUCAGCACUUGUGGUGGUUUGAUGGGUUUUUUGCAGCUGAAUGACGACUUCAUAUUUAUUGAACCACUCAAUCACACUUUGGCUGUGACAGGUCAUGCACAUCGUGUCUACAGGCGUAAAAGGUCCAUACCUGAGAAAGCCACUGCAAAGCCUGCUUCUCAUAGUCAGUACUGUGGUGUUAUUACUGAGAAAAGACUACCCAAGAGCCAAAAAGGAACAGAAAGCGGACGAGGAAAAAGAUAUUCCUAUAAAUUACCUCAAGAAUAUAAUGUGGAGACUGUCGUUGUUGCAGAUCCGGCUAUGAUUUCCUAUCACGGGGCUGAUGCAGCUAGACGAUUUAUCCUAACGAUUCUAAAUAUGGUGUUCAAUCUUUUCCAACACAAGAGCCUUGGAAUUCGAGUGAACCUUCGAGUGACUAAGCUUGUUUUGCUUCAUGAGACUCCAGCUGACAUGUAUAUUGGACAUCAUGGUGAAAAAAUGCUGGAGAGUUUCUGCAAAUGGCAACAUGAAGAAUUUGGUAAGAAAAAUGACAUCCAUUUAGAGAUGUCAACAAGCUGGGGUGAAGAUGUGUCACCAGUAGACGCAGCCAUUUUAAUCACAAGGAAGGAUUUCUGUGUACAUAAAGAUGAACCGUGUGAUACUGUUGGUAUAGCGUAUCUGAAUGGGAUGUGCAGCGAAAAGCGGAAAUGUAUUAUUGCAGAGGAUAAUGGCUUGAAUCUCGCAUUUACUAUUGCCCAUGAAAUGGGUCACAACAUGGGAAUAAAUCAUGACAAUGACCACCCAUCUUGUGCAGAUGGUCUCCAUAUCAUGUCUGGAGAAUGGAUCAAAGGGCAGAAUCUUGGAGACGUUUCGUGGUCCCGAUGCAGCAGGGAAGAUCUGGAAAGAUUUCUCAGGUCAAAGGCCAGUAACUGUUUGCUACAGACAAACCCCCAGAGCCUUAACUCUGUGAUUAUUCCUUCAAAACUGCCAGGGAUGACAUACAAUGCAGAUGAACAGUGUCAAAUUCUCUUUGGACCAACGGCCUCUUUCUGCCAAGAAAUGCAGCAUGUUAUUUGCACUGGAUUAUGGUGCAAGGUGGAAGGGGAGAAGGAAUGCAAAACUAAGCUGGACCCACCAAUGGAUGGAACGGAUUGUGACACUGGAAAGUGGUGCAAGGCUGGAGAAUGUACCAGUAGGACAUCAUUCGCUGGACGCAUGGAGGGCGAAUGGAGCGCAUGGACCACUUGCAGCAGAACCUGCAACACUGGAGUCAGCAGCCGACAGCGUCGAUGCUCAGGUCCAGCUCAUGAAGCGGGGGAAUGCCACGGUUCCAGAAUACAGUACAAAAUAUGUGAGAAUCCCUCUUGUCCCCCUGGAGUGCCUGCGUUCAGGGACUGGCAAUGUCAGGUCUUCAGUGUAAGGGCAUCAUAUCAGAAACAUAUCCACCAGUGGCAGGCUGUUAUUGACGAAGAAAAACCUUGUGCAUUAUUUUGCUCUCCAAAUGGAAAAGACCAGCCUAUACUAAUAACGGAGAAAGUGAUGGAUGGAACUCCAUGCGGUCAUCAGGAAAUGGAUAUAUGUGCGAAUGGCAGAUGUCAGAAGUUUGGGUGUGAUGGCAUCCUGGGAUCUUUGGCGUGGGAAGACCACUGUGGCGUCUGCAACGGAGAUGGGAAGUCAUGCAGAGUUGUUAAAGGAGAUUUUAAUCAUACUCGGGGAGCAGGUUAUGUGGAAGCAUUGGUGAUACCUGCAGGGGCAAGAAGAAUCAAGGUUGUGGAAGAAAAACCUGCUCACAGUUACUUAGCUCUUCGAGAUGCCGGUAAACAGUCUAUUAAUAGUGACUGGAAGAUAGAACAUUCUGGAACAUUCAACAUUGCUGGUACCACGGUUCAUUACGUUAGGAGAGGUCUGUGGGAAAAAAUCUCGGCCAAAGGUCCAACCACAUCACCUUUGCAUUUAUUGGUUCUGCUCUUUCAAGAUCAGAAUUAUGGGCUACACUAUGAAUACACCAUUCCUUUGGACCCUCUGCCUGAGAAUCAGAGCGCCAAAGGGUCGGAGCCUCUUUUUAUGUGGACACACUCGGGCUGGGAGGACUGCGAUGCCGUAUGCGGAGGAGGAGAAAGAAAGACAACAGUAUCCUGCACAAAGAUCAUGAAUAAGAAUAUCAGUUUUGUGGACAGCAAGAAAUGCAAAUACUUAACGAAACCUGAGCCUCAGCUCCGAAGGUGCAAUGAGCAGCCAUGCCAGACAAGAUGGAUGAUGACAGAGUGGACUCCAUGCUCAAGGACGUGUGGGAAGGGGACGCAGAACAGACAAGUCGCCUGCACUCAGCAGCUCCGAAAUGGGACUUUGAUCAGAGCCCGCGAGAGAGACUGUCUUGGCCCCAAACCUCCUUCGGCGCAGCGCUGUGAAGGCCAGGACUGCAUGACGGUGUGGGAGGCUGGCGUAUGGUCCGAGUGCUCUGUAAAAUGUGGAAAGGGAGUACGCCAUCGGACCGUAAGGUGCACCAACCCUCGGAAGAAGUGUGUCUUGUCUACGAGGCCUAGAGAAGCAGAAGACUGUGAAGACUAUUCCAAAUGCUACGUCUGGAGAAUGGGAGACUGGUCCAAGUGCUCCAUUACCUGUGGCAAAGGAAUGCAGUCCCGAGUCAUCCAGUGCAUGCACAAGAUCACGGGAAGACACGGCAACGAGUGUUUCUCCUCUGAAAAGCCUGCAGCAUAUAGACCCUGCCACCUGCAGCCCUGCAACGAAAAAAUUAAUGUGAACACAAUUACAUCUCCUAGGUUAGCUGCCUUAACGUUCAAGUGCCUUGGAGACCAGUGGCCUGUAUACUGCAGAGUGAUACGAGAGAAGAACCUCUGCCAAGACAUGAGGUGGUACCAGCGUUGCUGUGAGACGUGCAGAGACUUUUAUGCUCAGAAAAUUCAGCAAAGGAGUUGACCUCUGGCAGGCAGACUGGCUGGGUAGCUCUCAGCUCUUCACAGCCACACUAUUUAUAAACACACACAAGAGCACGCUUUUUCAGACCAAAUAUUAUCAGAUUACAUAUAAUUUAAUCAAAUUAAUUUAUUUUUGCCUGCCAAUACAUUUUUAUUUUUUAUUUUGGUUAAACAGCUUUUUUUUUGUUUUGUUUUAUGCUCAGAGUUUCCAUAAUUAAUUUUAUAUGAAUUAUUUUGGAUACAUUUAUCAGAUUUUUUUUAAAAUUACUAUUUUAAAUGGUUAUAUUCAGUAGGCCAAUAUGUCUUUUUUUCCCCACCCCCAACCUCCAAAAGACAAAUAAUGAGCACAAUACAGUGCAUUGUUUAGUGUGCUAGUCCUUCUCACUUGCAGUUAAUGGGACUUAAACACACUUAACUCUCCACAACAUUGUGCAAAGUAAUAAGUCAUCAUAUUACCCUGAUUUUUUUUAUUUGUUUUUAGGUUAAUAGUUUUGCUGUGUAUGGAAAUGAGAUCCGCUUUAUUUUAUUGUAAUUUUUUUUAUGCUUUGUGUCAGAUUGACUUCAGAAAUUUUUGCAACAGGUUCUGGGGUGAGUUGAUCUAACAGCAUUGAACAGGUUAUAUUACAGAAUGUAUUGGAAAAAUCAAUUCUUGUUUUAUUAAGGGCUGAAUCAGACUUUCAGAAUUGUCCCAAUAUUUAUCUACAUGUGAGAUUGGACCCAGAACAUCUAUGGACACAGCCAUAGCUUCCCAGUAUUAAUUUUCAUAAUCACAGCAGCCCAUUUUCAACCAACUUAAUCGUAAGAAUCAAUUCCACAAAGUUGUAGGCAGAUUCCUUUAAGCGGGCAUGGGAAAUCUACGGUCCCCCAGAUAUAGCAGAACUAUAGCUCCUAUUAUCCCUGAAUUUUGUGGUGCUAACCUGGGGCUGAUGGAGUCUUACAACACCUGGCGGGUCGUGAAUUCUUGAUUCCUACCACAGAUCACUAGCGGCCCAGCGUGACACCUCAUGUUUCUCCAUGCCCUUAAAAACAUACUGUAAGAAAUGAUCUACUGUAACUUAGAAACUUUUAUAAACAAAAAUAGACAAAAUGACAAAGUAGGGAUUUUAAUCAUGUGUAUGAACAUAUACUUGAACACAAGUAUUGAAUCAAUUAAACACUGUAAAGAUUAACACUGAAUCUCGGUUGCACUGUUUGAUGUAGUGUAGAGAAACAUCGUUCUAGAGUUUGUAACAUCCUAUGAAAGAAAUCUGUACUGUUUUUAAACUUGUCAUUUGAUCUCAAGGGUUUUCAGUGAAAGAUCCACGCCUAGCUCUUGGUGCUCAUGUGGUUUGCACAUGGAGAGAAACCUAAUGUUUAACAUGAAUUGGGCUAAAUUUUCAGGUUGUUUUUUUUUAAAAAAAAAGUUUUAGAAGAGAAUUUUGUGAUAAGCUUCUUUGUUGUUGUUUUUUAAAAAAGAUUUUUUAUAAAGAUAGUUUUGCAAUUUUGUGAAACGUGAACAAGACAACUUACAUUUUCCUUAUGAGAAAAUUUUGUAUGUGAGUCACGUGAUUUUUACAUCUUCAAUAAAUAUAUAUGUAUAUAAACUCCA